AUGACAACAACAAAUUCAAACUCUAUUUUCUCUCACACAACAAAUCAGAUUUCAGUUUUCAAUGGUGAACACUAUGAUUACUGGAACUCUCAAUUGGAAAUCAUCUUUAUCACUCAAGAUCUAUGGGAAGUGGUCGAAGAAGGUUAUGCAGAACGCCAAAGUCAAAAAGACGCUUCCUGUGCUGAAGAUAAAGAAAAAUCAUACAAGGAGAAUGUGAUGAAAAAUGCUACAACAUUGAGACUUGUCCAGCAAGUGAAGGGAGGAGGCUCGUGGUCUCAGAAUGACGAAGGGAAGCAGCAGCUCAUGCUUAGCGCGAUUCAGCGGCGGAAGGGAGUUGCGAUUAGCGCAACAUCGCCGGAGGGAGGUGGAUUGCGGUCGGCUGAGGGCGGUGGUGAAGGUGGCAAUUCGGAAUCGCGAGAGUGA
Messenger RNA from Vicia faba (fava bean), 423 nucleotides. The record is from the annotation of a GenBank genome assembly. NCBI's taxonomy places the organism in Eukaryota, Viridiplantae, Streptophyta, Magnoliopsida, Fabales, Fabaceae.